Molecule: messenger RNA, 6501 nt
Organism: Anthonomus grandis grandis
Lineage: Eukaryota; Metazoa; Arthropoda; Insecta; Coleoptera; Curculionidae
Product: eukaryotic translation initiation factor 4E transporter-like
Exons: 21
Coding region: 363-3860 (1165 amino acids)
Biological process (GO): negative regulation of translation
Cellular component (GO): cytoplasm; nucleus
Molecular function (GO): mRNA binding
Source: RefSeq, a predicted model, not a curated record
ACCUUACUUAUUCUGUGUGUUCCUUUGACCUAGUCUUUCUAUUGUUACCACAUUGUGUGAUUUUUAAGUCCAAUUUAAUUGUUAUUUCUAUUGUUGUUAUUACUUUUUUUAUUUUUGACGUACCGCCGGCGGUUUUUUUUAAUCAAAGAUAUUCAAGACUUCAUCGCCAAAGCGACAGCUUCUCACUAGGUGGUGAAUAAACUGUCAUAUAAGUUUUCUACUACUUAGUAGUUCAAAAAGACGAUUUUUUUAUAUACUAACUUUUUACUCAUUAGUUUUUCGUCUCGAAAAGUAUAGGUUUUAUAUUUUUGUGUUUUUUGUCCGUAUUCGUAUUGGUUCUGCUCGCUUUGGGCGUUUCCAAGAUGGCGAAGACCAAAGCCUCUAAAAGGUCUAAAGGCCGUUUGACUCCUACUAGCUUUCAAAAUCAACAAAAUUUCAUUAAUAAUAAUGUUAGUAUGAUUGUACCGAGUACUAGAAAGCGUCAACAGAAGCCCCGAGUUAAAAGGGUAUCUUGGAGAGAUGAGCAGAUCCAAAGUAUGAGUGUCAGCGUUAUAGACCCUGCAAUUUUAUGUUGUAGAGAAAGAACAAAGUUGUCUUACACCAGAGAUCAACUUUUUCUUCUGUCCAAAAGUCCAUUAUCCAAAGUCAAGCCUGACUUUUGGGAUCUUAAUGAAGUUUCUCCAUCCAUUUUGGACCCGGAAAAAUGGAAUCUAGAGAGGAAGAAAUCUGAGAUUCUGGAGGCUGGACCAAAAGGCAACGAGAAUGGCGAUCGGAGACGUUCUGGAGAUCCAAGAGAACGAAUUCGUAAAGAAAAUGACGGCAUCGUGCUUAGCCCUCAGCGAAGAAGCUUUAACACUGGCUGCUUUGUGCCUGCCAAUAAGGAACCACUGGUCUCUGCAAAGGGGGAUGCUGCACCUCAUAUCAUGGGCGUGCGUGAAAUCGGCUCUUCAACUCGCCGCAUCGGCAGCGGUCGAAUCAUCCGCGAGGUCUGGGAUAACGAAAAAGAACUGAUUGAACCAGAGCUAAAGCCGGAGUACAGUUUUGGAAGGGCUGGAUCUCAGGUUAGAAACAACGAUCGUGAUGACAAGUAUGACAGAGGCGACAAAUAUGAUCGAGGUGAUAGAGGUACGCGCGAAGAUGUCAACAAGUUUGAAAGAAGAUCUUAUGGAAGAGACUACCGCGAGGAUGACCGUAACAUCGUUAAAGAAGGAAGGAGAAAUGCGAGAUACAGUGAAAGUAGGAGAAGAUCUGAAAACAAAGAGGAUGAACCGGAAUGGUUUUCCUGUGGACCGAUAUCCCAAAAUGAUACGAUCGAGCUUCGAGGAUUUGAUGAGCCUGAAAAGCUUGGGAAAAAGAAGCCAAUGCAAAGCCGCAUUAAACGUCGUGAAUUUCCGAAAAGGAAGGAAGAUAUUGUCGAAGAAAAGGAAAAACAGGAAAGUGAUUCCAAAGCAAGAUCUACUCCAAAACCAAUUGAGUCCAAGGAUGUCAAAUCUGAACCCAAAGAUACGAGCGAUGCCGCGCACAACACAGAAUUGGGUGAUCAAGCCGUUAAAAAAAGAUCCGAACCUGAUGCUUUACAGUCAAAUACACAGAGUGGAAACAUGUUUGAUUUCGAUGAGUUUUUGAAGGGCGAAAACAUUCCAGGAUUGUUACCAAACGGCGCGAGUGAGGAAAGUGAGAAAUCUAAAUCACGAUUUAGUCGUUGGUUCAAGAAGGAUAGUCCCAAAAAGGAAAGCGACAGCCGUAGAUCCUCCAUUCAAGAGGAUAAUCAUAUCAUUAAAGAUCUUCUGAAAGAUAUCAACGAAUCCAGUUCAGUACCAGUGACUAUCCAUCCACCGAUGGACUCUAACACAUAUUUUGCUCCGAUAUCUCCAGCCGGCAACACCCAAUCCGGAAACGGCGGUCGCGAUAUAAGAGAAAAGACCCAGCAACACAUGAUGGGUAGGCCCAUUAAUAUUAUGGAGAUGUUGGGUGCUGGCAACCAACAACAUCAGCCACAGCAACCAUCUCAGGGAGGCUGGGCACUGAAACACCAGGGACCAUCUGUUGGUACUGGUAAAAUCAUGAGUUUGGACGAAAUUGAAGGGAAAAUAAGACAGACUUCCGAUCAUUCCUCUAGCAUGCCUCAGAAACCUCCUCAGCAGAAGCCAAAUGAAGAGAUGAGUGCCGCCUUUAAAAAACUGGUAAGCUUACAGCAAGCUGGUGUUCACUCAUCUCAGAACGGCCCUGUUGGUAAAGCGUCGGGACCGCCUAUGAGUCUUCUCGAAAUGCUUAAUCAUUCCCAGCAACAAGAUGAAGCUCGCUUCGCUGCGGCCCAAGCUGCAGUUGCUAAUCAACAGAUGCUGAAUGUUAUGCAUGCUCAGCAACAGCCGCCUAUUAACGAUCUCACUUUAAAACUACAACAAGCUCAGCUGCAGCAUAAACAAAUGGAUAUGCUCGGUAAGCUUAUGUCCGGUAAUGUUGCUGCGUCCGCCCACAUGCGGGGCAGUCCACUAAUGGAUAUGGGUACCCAGCAGAGUAGAGAGCUGUUAAAUCGACCCGAGGCCCAAGCUAUUUUACAGGGCCUCAAACGCGGCGAAAUAACCAUCCAACACCUAUACCAGCAGUUGGCCAAUCCUGCCUUGCAGCCUCGUCAUCGUGACAUGUUAUUCAGUAUUCUUAAAUUGCACGGAAAUAGUGGUAAUUCUUCCAGCUAUGGCCCAAGUCCCAGGGUUUUAAGUCCGGUACCAUUGUCGGCUCAUCACUUGUAUCCUCCGCAGCAACAAGCGCAGAUACAACAGCAACAGUUGCGUGUCUCACCUUUACCGCCGAAUGCUAUGCACCAGCGCAUUCCAUCUCCACGCGAACUUCAUGUCCACACUCACAAUAUUCUACAGAGAGCCAUGAUUAAAAAACGCCUUGAGGAACAGACUGAAAAUUUUCGCAAGAAGGAAAUGCAAAGGGUAGCUAGUCCCAACCCAGCAGGAACAUCAUCUCCCGGUGGAAUCGGAACUUCUGGUCUUUCUGUAAGCCAACAGAGUGGAAGCAAAGGUGUAUCGUCUCCAACACCACUCGCCUUCACACCCACCUCGGUUUUGAGAAAGAUGACAGCCGACAAGGAUGAAGGCAAAGAAAAUAAAGCUGUUGGUGAUAAUACAUUAAAACAAGGGCGCGCUCUUACAGGAACUCGUCCACCAUCUCAAGCUAACAGUCAACAAUGGAACCAAGGCUAUCCAAUGAAGCAAGUGGGACGUCCAAUAGUUAAAGCAAAUAAUUACCAAUCGCAGACCCCUGAUCAGUUCUUUGCGCAGCUGGCUGCCCAGCAGCAGCCAAUGCCGCAACAACGCACUUAUCAAGCCGUCCCCAAUGCGCCACACCGCAAACCCAUCAUUGGGCAGCAGUAUCCUUCUCAAGGUUCUCAAUACGGUCCUACCCAAAAUCAAUUUCCUCAUCCUAAUCCUCAGUCCUCUUUUCCUCAGCCAACCGCUCAGCAGCUGAGGGCACAGCACCAGCACAGACCAAGCAACAACAGUGCAACGGCGCCGUCUCAACCGAGCCAACCGCAGGCAAUCAAUCAGGGACCGGCAAGUCAGCAGCAGAACCCGGAGACCUACCAGCAGGCGCCACCGCAGGGGAACGUUGCCUGGCAGCAAUUUCUUAAUUCCGCUGCCCAACAACAAAACAGCCGCCCAAUGUCAUCCAGACCCAGUCAACAACAGCAGUCGGGAGGUGUAAUUUCGCCUUCCACAGCGGAUCAGCUGACCCGCUGGUUCUCUCCUGAUCUCUUAGAACGCGCUCGUGGUGGUGAACUUCCAAGCACGGCCAACCUGGCUCGUCUGGAGGAAAUCGAACGAAAGGCGGCACCGCCAGUGCAUAACUAAGUUUUUUGUUUGUUAUAGCAGUGGUGACACCUUAUUAGUAAGGAAACGAGAAGUAUCCGGUCUAAUCUCUCCACACAAAAACAUUAAUUUAUAUCUUGUCAUCAUCUAAAAGACAUACGUACUAAGGUGUAAUAAAAAUUAAGUAAAUAUAUACAACUGAGGUAGGUAAAUCUGUCAAUUUAUUAUGUACUAUGGUUAAUCUUAUAAAAUAAAACAUUUUUUUUUCUGUGAAGUCGACCAGAUACAUUGCGUAGCAUUUCUGUAUAUAGGCUUCGUGGAAAUGAUUUCCAAUGUGAUAGUGUUUGUUAAAAUAUUAUAUUGUCGACUACGCCGAGCGGUAUUUUGUAUAAACUUCAGUUCAGAAAUGGUUACAUUAUAUUAUUUGCGAUUAUUACUAGUAAAAUUUAUUGCCUGAAUAUUUUUGUAAAGAUUAUUGGCAAGAUUUUAUAAGAUCCCUAAAUUAAGUUGUAAAUAAACUAUAAUAAUCACAGUAGUAUGAAGGCUAAUAUGGCUCUUUUGUUGACUUAAAAAUAAAAUAGGUUGUUCAUUUUGAUACCGCUUUCAUUUAUUAUGCUUUUUAAUUAAAAAAAAGUAAAAAAGUAAAAUCUUGUUAUAUAUUGUUUUAAACAGUCGAUGAUUUGUUCUUUUAGUCAGUGCAGGAAUGAAAAAGUAUAUUAUAACACAAACAUAUCCAUAUUCAGUUCCUAAUCUUAUUUUAUACAUUUACGGUAUUUACCUAUUGGGAAUUUAAAAAUCACGUAGUUUUAAUAUACUUUUUCUUUAAAUUUGACUUGUAAUGAUCCAAAAAUCACGUAGAUUAAAUAUAUUUGAGUACAUCGUUUUUUUAUCGAGUCCUCGUCAAAAUUUUCUUGGGUUUUAAAUUUUAGAAAUACAUUUUAUGUUGGAUAAGAAUAGUACAUUUUUAUUUUGGUUUGGUGUUAGAAUUUAUGAUUUUCAUUUUGUUGUUAAUCUGUAAACAAAUGAUGUAACCGUUUUCUAAUGUAUAUUGUGUGGUGUAAAAAUUAUAAUGGUUGGGUGGUUAACUGGCCUUAUAAGUCGUAAAUAAAUUUUUUAGUGGGUUGCGCACGGAUGGGCAUGUCCUAAUACAUUUACUUGAAAACGCAACUAAGAACAAAUAAAGUUUGUGCAAAAUAAUGUGGCGUCAAAAGUCUUUUUAGUUGUGUUUAUGUAUGACCGCGUAUGUACGCCUAUAUGUGCAACCUUUUAAUAGCAGAGGAAAUCUUCAAAAUUGCCAUGGGUAAAAAGUGUUAGGUAAUACAAAUAGGAUAAAGCUUUUAGAAAAAUAAGAUUAACGUCUAUGUUGGAUAGAUGAAAUCAAGUGUGGUAAUAGGUUAAGUAAAAAAGUUAUAGAUACUGUAUCGUUUAGUUGAAAAGUCAAUGGUUAAUUUUGGUAUAAUGUAAUACAAUUAAAAAAUGUACAUGAAGUUACCACUUCUAAAAACUGUUACGUGUUAUUUCAUUAUUUUUUUAAAUUUCUGUAUUUAAUAAAUACUAUGUUCUGCUCUAUGGAAAGAAAGUCUGACACUUCUGUACAAAACAAAAAUGCGUUUUUUGAAAGAGUAGGAUAUAAGUACUAACCACGGGAGGAAAUAAAGCAUGCAUAGAUUGCAAAUUUGUUCGGCUUCGACUUGGGUGGCAUUAUAUACCAUCUUGAUUACUCUAUUUUUCCCCCUAGGUUAGGUUAGAAAUCCUCUAUAUGAGAUGUCUAAUAACCAUAAUAUUGAAGAUUGCUUAUUUAUAUAUAAUAUGGUUAUAUAUGGCAAAAAGCACUUUACGAUUAUAUAUUUCAUUUACAUUUGCAUUACUAAUAAUUUUAAAAAAUAUUGGUAAUGUUGAAGAAACCUAUUUUACCUAACACUUUACUUACUAUUGUACUGACUAAAAAAUAUCAAAUUGAACUAAUUUUCCUAUAUAUUUUGAGAGUUUUAUUUAAGGGUAUUUAAAAAAUCUAUUCUGGUGGUUCUACUUUGAUUCGGCGCGACAUAAACGCUGAUUAAAUAGACAUUAUGUCAACUGUUUCUAACUUUAUUCAUGUAACAUUAAAUAAAACACCUCUACUACUAUUACUGAAAUUAGCUGUGAACUUGGCUCUUAAGGAGGUGAAAAUGAACUGGCCUAUUAACGUUAUGUUCCUGUUACUAACUCUAAACAAGUAUUCUUUAAUCUGCAAACAUUUUAUUUUAUACAUUUUCUCUUGUUACAUUCCCAUUAAGAGACGCAAAUAUGACAUGUUAUAAAAUAGCACUGCUAUAUUUUUCGUGUCAAAAAAAACUUAAUAAACUCUUAAUUUAAAUGAAAAAUGACUACAUAUUUUUUUUGUAUAGAUGGCAAGUAAACAAAAUGAAUAGGCCAAGACAAAACCCAUACGUUUUUAUAUGCUUAUCUAUUUUUUUUUUUUUUUUUUUACUUAAGGAAUCUCGAAUAUAGAAGUUGUCACUUGGCUGCGAUAGUAUGAAACCUUUAAAACUAUUACAUGGAAAUUAAUUUGUAAUUUAUAAGGAUUCCAGCUCUGCCAAGGAUUAUGUAAAGAUUCUGUAUGGAACGAUUGUAUAAAUAAAUGAGAUAGUCAUGAUACUUAUUGACAUAUUGUUUGAAAUUUGAAUAAAGUCCAAGAAAAAUA